AAAAAUAUAAACAAAAUACAUAACCUCAAACUCAAAACAUGAAGUCUAGAUUAUAGCAAUUUGGUAUUUAAAAAAAUGUUAAAAUUUUACUUUAUAUCUGAAAAAUGUUUAACAAAACUAAAGUAUUCACGGUAUUAUUCAUCUAAGCCACCGAAUACUCUAUUUUUUGGAUCAGAUCAUUUUUCCCUAUAUUCCUUAGAAUUAAUUUAUAAUUAUCACUUAAAGGGUGAAUUAGUUAAUAGGUUGGAAGUAGUCACAAAAUUAUCAAAAAAUGCUAAUGUGGUCCAAAAGUAUGCCGAAAAACAUAAUAUACCCUUGUACAACUGGCCUAAUAUUCCCACAGAAACAGCAUUUGAUGUAGGAUUGGUUGUUUCAUUUGGUCAUCUAAUUCCAGAAUCCAUUAUUGGAAAAUUUCCUUAUGGUAUUCUAAAUGUUCAUGGCAGUUUAUUGCCAAAGUGGAGGGGUGCAGCCCCUAUGAUAUAUGCUCUGGCAAAUGGAGAUCCAGAAACUGGUAUCACUAUAAUGAAAAUAAAACCUAAUAAAUUUGACAUUGGUGAUAUUUUACUACAGGAAAAGGUCUCUAUAAAUGAAAAUAUGGAAAUGCCAGAAUUGCACAAAUUAUUAGGAGAAUUAGGAGCUAAAUCUUUAGUUAAAACUUUAGCAGAUUUACCUAAUUAUAUUAAUCAUUCAAAACCUCAACUGAUUGAUAAUGCUACCUAUGCACCAAAAGUACAUCCCAGUUUUGCAGUUAUUAAUUGGAAUACAAUGACGUCCACUCAAAUAUACAAUUUACAUCGAGCAUUAAAAGGAUUUUUGUCUCCUACAUCAGUAUGGCAAGGGGUACAAAUAAAACUUUCUGGAAUAAAAAAGUGGGAGACAAUUAGUGAUAAUAAAAAUCAUAAACCGGGUUAUGUGGCUUUUGACAAAAGGACGAAAAGUUUAAUUGUACUUUGCGCUGAUAACAAGUUUGUAAAUGUGGAAAGUGUUACUGUUUUAGGGAAAAAAACUAUGACUGCUAAUGAAUUUAAUAAUGGAUUUUUGUGUAAGGUGCCUAUAAAUUUAAGAUAUUUUAUGUAGAAACUGGUCUUUCAUUUUUAAUGAAAAUAAAGAUAUAAUUAAAAGGA
Psylliodes chrysocephalus is the source of this 1124-nucleotide messenger RNA. The record is from the annotation of a GenBank genome assembly. NCBI's taxonomy places the organism in Eukaryota, Metazoa, Arthropoda, Insecta, Coleoptera, Chrysomelidae.